Toxotes jaculatrix (banded archerfish) is the source of this 2961-nucleotide messenger RNA. RefSeq names its product phosphatase and tensin homolog A (gene ptena). Lineage: Eukaryota; Metazoa; Chordata; Actinopteri; Toxotidae. Gene Ontology annotation, molecular function: protein tyrosine phosphatase activity; inositol-1,3,4,5-tetrakisphosphate 3-phosphatase activity; phosphatidylinositol-3,4,5-trisphosphate 3-phosphatase activity. Bases 682 to 2025 code for a protein of 447 amino acids. Gene Ontology annotation, biological process: phosphatidylinositol dephosphorylation; phosphatidylinositol 3-kinase/protein kinase B signal transduction; cell motility. The transcript is spliced from 10 exons. Gene Ontology annotation, cellular component: plasma membrane; cell projection; cytosol. The record is from RefSeq and is a predicted model, not a curated record.
AUGAUGGGAGCCUGAGAGUUCAGCUGGAGCGAGAGGAGCGAGAAAAGAAGAUGAUUCCCCGGGACCGAGCUGUCAAACCAAUCUCUGCCGAUUCCUGAGCUUUGUAUACUCUAUAUACAUUUAAGGUGGAGCCUGUCAGUUCUUUUCAGAUGUGUUCUUGGCAAUCAGUCGAGGACAAUGUUGAAUCGUUAGGAGGCUUUUGGAUCGAAGAAGGAGGCAGCAUUAGCUAUUGUUGCUAGCUAGCUGUGCUAGCUAGCUGCUUAGCUAGCGAGCUAGCUCCGUCUGGAUACGGGUUUCGGGAACCGGUGAGUCCUCCAUCUCGCUGUCAAUCGCGGCGGCUGCUGCGACUGAGCGAUCGGCUUGGACCGUGUCUGGCAUUCAGAGGUUUAUCUGAGGACAACUGCAUGUAUUUAAUUCGGGGGUGUUUGCAAGACGAAUUGCAGGAUUGGGAAAGUCGGGCCUGCACGGAGGAGGAGAGCGAGGCCCGUCUUUAUGAUCCAGAGGAAGCCUGUCUAAUCCGACCCACAACCACCGCUAGCUCUGCGGGCUAGCACGUCUCUGCGAGGACCUGCAAAAUUUAAAGAGCGGACCCGCUGACUGCGACAAACACGACCAGACAGCCAAUACUAGAAAGACCUGUUUUCAUCAUUUACCCCUUAUAGACUCCUGUCACCUGCUACAAUGGCUGCGAUUAUAAAAGAAAUUGUCAGCCGGAACAAAAGGAGAUAUCAAGAGGAUGGGUUCGACCUGGACUUAACAUAUAUCUACCCAAACAUCAUUGCUAUGGGCUUUCCAGCAGAGAGACUCGAAGGCGUGUACAGAAACAAUAUAGAUGAUGUAGUACGGUUUUUGGAUUCAAAGCAUAAAAACCAUUACAAAAUCUACAACCUCUGCGCAGAAAGACACUACGAUGCUGCCAAAUUUAACUGCAGAGUUGCACAGUACCCCUUCGAAGACCACAACCCUCCUCAGCUGGAGCUAAUUAAGCCGUUUUGUGAAGACCUGGACCAGUGGCUCAGUGAGGACGACAAUCACGUGGCAGCCAUCCACUGUAAGGCCGGGAAGGGCCGCACUGGAGUCAUGAUCUGCGCCUAUCUCCUCCAUCGCGGAAAAUUCCUGGAGGCCCAAGAAGCGCUUGACUUUUACGGUGAAGUCAGGACAAGGGACAAGAAGGGAGUAACGAUCCCGAGCCAGCGCCGCUACGUCUACUACUACAGCUACCUACUGAAGAACCAGCUAGAGUACAAGCCGGUGGCGCUCCUCUUCCACAAAAUGGUGUUCGAGACUCUCCCUAUGUUCAGCGGGGGCACCUGCAGGGACAGUACCGUUAAAAACAGGAGCGAGCCGACCCCUCAGGGCUUCAAGAAAGGGAAUUGGCAUUGGGAUCCGCAGUUCGUGGUGUACCAGCUGAAAGUGAAAAUUCACACGUCGCACCCGGCCCAUACGCGGCGCGAGGACAAGCACAUGUUUUUCGAAUUCCCCCAGCCGCUGCCAGUUUGUGGAGACAUCAAAGUGGAGUUCUUCCAUAAACAGAAUAAGAUGAUGAAGAAGGACAAAAUGUUUCACUUCUGGGUGAACACCUUCUUCAUCCCUGGACCAGAGGAGAGCUCGGACAAGAUGGAGAACGGGGCGGUGAACAAUGCGGAGAGCCAGCAGGGAGGACCGGGACCGGGCCAGGGGCAGCCGCAGCCACAGCUACAGACGCAGCCGCAGCGUGCCGAGAGCAGGGACAGCUGCAGGGAUAGCGACAGGGACUACCUCAUCCUGACGCUCACUAAGAACGACUUGGACAAGGCCAACAAAGACAAAGCUAACCGCUACUUCUCGCCAAACUUCAAGGUGAAGUUGUAUUUUACGAAAGCCGUGGAGGAGCCUUCGAAUUCUGAGGCAAGCACUUCAACAUCCGUCACCCCGGACGUUAGCGACAAUGAGCCAGACCAUUAUCGAUACUCUGACACCACUGACUCUGAUCCGGAAAAUGAACCUUUUGAUGAAGAGCAGCACACGCAAAUCACAAAAGUGUGAACUCUUUUUAAACAGGAAAAGAAGAAAUUAUACACCAGAAAAAAAAAAGGAGAAAACUUGAAUAUAAACUCAAAAGAAGAACCUUUGUCCCUUCCCUCCCCCAGACGGCAAUAGAAUAUCAUCAUGUCAAAUGCCAAUUUUAGGGAAAAAAAGAUAAAUAUCCUGACCAAUAUAUUGUUUUUUUUAUUUUUCUUUUUUUCUUUGGCACGGCCAUGUACCAUGUGCGAGGUAUUGACACUGUUGCCCCAUGGGAAAAGGUGCUGUAGCUAUAAAAAUGUGUUUAUAUAUAUAUACAUACGUAUAUGUAUAUACAUAUAUACAUGCAUAUAUAAACAAACUUUUUUUUGUGUCAAAGACAAUGGAAAGAGUACCACAAUCAGGAGACGGGAGUUGAAGUGUGGGAGAAGUUAGAAUGAUAUACUAGGACUAUGCUGCUCCUUCUCCUGUCUAAACCAAGGCCAGUGCUGCAGUCACUUUGUUUCACUCCCCCCCCCCCCCCCCCCCCCGCCCCCCUCUCCUCUCAUCUUUUACUCUCCCUCCCCUCCAUCCUAUCCUCCUUCCUAUCCUCCUUUACUGUGAAUGCUUCUUGUGCUCUUUGCAGGCUGUCUCACGUGACUUUUGGCCUUUGUGCAGUGCAAACUGCAUGCGGGCAGUGGGUUGGGGGUGGGUGGGGUUAUGAAGAGGCUGUGAUGAUGUCUAAAGCAUUGCCAUUCCUGUUCCCACUGUGUAUACGUUAAAUUAUGCAGAACAAGGCAUCCCAUGUAAUUGUUAAUGUUUUUUUUAUCCUAAGAUAAUAAAAAUAUAAUACACAAAACAGCAGGGAGACAAGUGUUUGCAAUAAUGUCAACACUACAUUUAAAGGACAGUGGUGAUUUGCAUGUAUUGGAAUUGGCGUCCAUCCCUAAUAAAUGUAUGCAAUGUUGUCUUUUCUUAAAG